Molecule: messenger RNA, 8129 nt
Organism: Xiphophorus couchianus (Monterrey platyfish)
Lineage: Eukaryota; Metazoa; Chordata; Actinopteri; Cyprinodontiformes; Poeciliidae
Product: pleckstrin homology domain-containing family A member 5
Exons: 32
Coding region: 475-5082 (1535 amino acids)
Cellular component (GO): cytosol
Molecular function (GO): phosphatidylinositol-5-phosphate binding; protein binding; phosphatidylinositol-4-phosphate binding
Source: RefSeq, a predicted model, not a curated record
AAAGUAUAACUUUAGUUGUUCCAAAAACAGCAUGUGAUAGUACACUUAGUACAAUUUAAAUUGUGAUUUUCUACAAUUGAAUUGCUAUUAAAAUACAGUAAGCACAAAAUUAGUUGUUCCAAAAUAGAAUACUUCAAGUUAACUAAUCCUUAGCUGGCUUGAAGUAUAUUGAUGAUUAUGGCUUCCAGUAUGCUAAAAUUGAACAUACUUAAUAAAUAUAUUUUUCCUGCUGACUGUUUUUCUUUUUUUCCCGUUUUUUUACGACUGUAUUUUCAGGUUAAACCUCAAUAUGGCUUCAUGACUGAUCUGAUCUAAAAACAGUGUCAGCAACAGUGAAGUUGCAAAAAUUACAGAACAUUUGAGUCUAUUAACUUUUGAAGAUUCUCUGCGCGUUCCUGGAGAAGAAGUGUGCGUGGGUAUGUUGGAGCGCGCUUGUCUCGGGUACGCGCACUCCAGUGGAGCUCUCAGCUAGACAUGGCGGCGGAUCCAAAGCCGGACUGGCUCUGCUGUCUUCCCUCUUCUUGGAGUUAUGGAGUGACUCGGGAUGGACGCAUAUUCUUCAUUAACGAAGAAGCAAAGAGUACAACCUGGCUGCAUCCUGUUACUGGAGAGGCUGUGAUCACAGGCCACAGGAAAACUCCAGAUUUACCAACAGGAUGGGAGGAAGGAUACACGUUUGAGGGCGCUCGCUGCUUCAUCAACCACAAUGAAAGAAAAGUGACCUGCAAGCACCCAGUGUCAGGCAUCCCAUCACAAGACAACUGCAUCUUUGUUGUAAAUGAACAUCUGAAUAUAGGAAUGUUUGUUCACCAUUACACUGAAAGAUUCAUCAGACCAGCUCCAAAGGCUUCAGCAGAGCAGGAAAGCAGCACUGACAAGAAAGAGCGUCCCAUGAGCAUCAUGAGUGAGGCCUCUAACUAUACUGGUGGCUCAGAUUACAGCACCUUCCCUGGCAGCCCAGCUACCACUGUCACUACUGUCACCACCACCUCAUCUACGAGGCCUUCUAGGUCAUCCAAAAAAGUCCACAAUUUCGGCAAGAGAUCCAACUCCAUCAAGCGGAACCUUAAUGCCCCUGUGGUCAAGAGAAACUGGCUUUAUAAACAGGAUAGCACAGGCAUGAAGCUGUGGAAAAAGAGGUGGUUUGUGCUGUCUGACAUGUGCCUCUUCUACUACCGUGAUGAAAAGGAGGACAGCAUCCUGGGAAGUAUCCUGCUGCCCAGUUUUCACAUUUCCAUGCUGUCUGUGGACGAUCACAUCAGUAAGAAAUAUGCCUUCAAGGCCACUCACCCCAACAUGCGGACAUAUUACUUCUGCACAGACACCUCAAAGGAGAUGGAGUCCUGGAUGAAAGUCAUGACAGAUGCUGCACUCGUCCACGCUGAGCCGGUCAAAAGGCUAGACAAGCUGAACGUGGAGCAGCAGACACCUCAGCAAUGGAACAACUUGCUGAACCACACUGCCCUUACACAGCCUGAGAUCCAGAACAACGAACGGAACAGAGAACCUGUACGACAACAUUCACUUUCACGGGCCGAUGAAAAACGCUUGAAAGACAUUGAAAAACAGAAUAGCCAGAAGGAGAGAGAGUAUUACACCCUACAAAGAGAUGGAGAAAAGUACUCAUUAAAGAAAGAUGGAAUUAGCUACAUGCUUCAGAAGGACGGAGAUAGAUAUCUCCUUCACAAAGACGGAGAGCGAUACCUGCUGCGAAAGGAUGGGGAGAAAUACUCACUGCAGAAAGAUGUGGAGAAUUAUGCUGUUCAAAAAGUGAAUAAUAAAUAUACAGUGACACCAACAGAAGAUAAAUAUGCUCCUUCCAAAGAUGGUGAAAAGUUUCUACUUGCAAAAGAUGGAGAAAAGUAUGCUCUGCAGAAAGUUGGAGACAGACACAUGCUCCAGAAAGACGGGCAAAUUUAUGCUCCUGUAAAGAGACAGUUAUCAUUAAAGGAAACAGAAAGAUACAGCGCCAUGAGAGACACCGGAAACAAAUAUGGUACCAUACAAAUUGUGGAUAAAUACGGUAAUCUAAAGGAAGUAAGGAAGUACAGCACACUACGAGAGGGGAAUAAAUAUGCUGCUGUUACAGACGCAGAGAAGUAUGCUACAAUUCGUGCUGGGGAAAAGUAUUACUACCAGAGAGAUCCAAGUUCAGAAAGGUCUUUAAAUAAUAUCAACAGCAUUAAGCUUCAGCCUGCUCAAGCAGCUGCCAUUGCAGCUGCAGUGUCAGUAUCGCGCCAGAACCAGGCAAAUGUCAACGUCCAAAAACCUCUGCAAGUUAACAGGUCUGGAGAACAGCCUGGGGACUGCGGUCAGAUAAAAGCAGAGAACACUGUGGCCAGGGUUCCUCUGCAGGCCCCAGCUCCAGUUCAUGAGCCAGACUUUGGCAUACCCAGCUCCAGUUCCAUGCAACACCUGGAGCCGAGGGUUCGAGUUCACCGAACAAGAGAACUGGAUGAUGACUUGCGAAGUGUUAUGUCAUACCAGACAUUGCCCAGGAACAUGCCCAGUCACAGGACACAGAUCGUCCCCUGCUUCCCUGAGGGUUACCGCACACUGCCCCGCAACAGCAUGAUGAGGCCUGAUAGCAUCUGCAGCGUAACAGGCUCUGUUUACGAUCGGGCCCUCCGGCCAGUCUCCUCCACUAUCGGCACAGCAGAAAAGAGGCGAUCAAUGAGAGACGACACCAUGUGGCAGCUGUAUGAGUGGCAGCAGAGGCAGGCCUUCUCCAGGCAGAGCUUGGCACAACCAGCAGCUGUGGGUCAGUACGGCACCCUGCCCAGCACAAAGACCAUGGGAAACAUCUCUGAGCAUGCUGUGGCACGCUCCAUCUCCACCUCCCCGUCUCAUGGCAACCUGGCGCUCUACAGCAGCUUCUCCCCACCUCACCAGCAGGCUGCUCCUAACCCAAGCAGCUCACUCUCUGAGGUGUCCUCACCUGUCCUCAGAGGGGAUGGGACGUUGGAUCGCCGGCAAAGGUCUCACCUCAGCAUAUAUGGAUGUCCAUCAGACCGACGGUCUGUGGCAGCCUGUGUCUCUCCUGAAACAAUCACACCACAGACUCUGCAGGGCAAGACGCCUGAGGAGCUGACACUGCUGCUCAUCAAGCUCCGCCGGCAGCAGGCAGAAAUCAACAGCCUGCGGGAACAUACAGUAGCUCAGCUAAUGGCUCUGGGAAUAGAAGGGCCCAACCCCAAGACUGAUGUUCUCUCCCACCAUCUUCAGAGGAACCUUACUUACCUGGACAAGCAGACGAAGGAGAAUGAGCCUCUUAUCUUCAUGAUUCACACUAUGAUUGAGAACUCGGCGCCAAGGCCGCAACUCUACCAGCAAAUCACUCCAGAAGAUUUUAAAGACAGCUCUUUAAACCAGUCCAUUGACAAGGCUGAUGUAGAGACUAAGCUGAGCAGACUGUGUGAGAAGGACAAGGUGCUGAGGAUGCAGGAAGAGAAGCUGCAGCAGCUGCACAGGGAAAAGCACACUCUGGAGACGGUGCUGCUGUCAGCCAGUCAGGAGCUGGGUGAGCAGAACGGCUCCAACACAGCGGCCAUGCAGAGCCUGGUCCAACAAAGAGAUGUUCUGCAGAGCGGCUUGCUCAGCACCUGCAGGGAGUUGUCCAGAGUCACCGUCGAGUUGGAGCGAUCGUUGAAGGAGUAUGAGCAGCUGGAGGCAGAUGUAACUCUAGCCAGGACCAAACUGCUGGAGCAGCUGGAGGCCCUGGGCAGCCCACAGACAGAACCUCCAAGUCAGCGGCACAUCCAGAUCCAGAAGGAGCUUUGGAGGAUCCAGGACGUGAUGGAGGCUCUGUCUAAAACUAAACCUCACCAGAGAACAGAGUGUGGUUUUCCUGGUUCAACGCCUCUUUCCAGUCAGCAGAAAAAUGAGGCAGUGGCACCCAGCCCACUUAAAGAGGGCAGCAAGGUGCCCGCUCGCCCGCCCCUCCCUCAGUGCUAUGACUCAGAGUGCAUCCCUCACACCCUCCCCCACCACUCACAACCCGGCAGCCGAACCCUCCACGCUCACCGCCCUGAAGAGCGCAAGGCCAGCUCCAGGAAUGGAGCACACAGCCAAGCUCCAGACUACCGGCUGUAUAAGAGCGAGCCUGAGCUCACAACUGUGAAGGAGGAAGGAGACGAGGCCAACGGUGAUGAUAAGGACAAGACUGAGACAUCUACUGAAAGUAAAAACACCCCACCAUCCAAAGUGCCCCCUACAGUGGGUAUUGUUGCUCCCAGGACUAAAUCUCCCAUGAGCCCCCCUGAGUCUUCCACUAUCGCCUCCUACGUCACCCUGAGGAAAACCAAAAAACCUGAAUCUAGAUGUGAUCGUCCAAGGAGUGCUGUGGAUCAGAUGGGAUUUGGGGAGCGAGAUUUCAUCAGAACAAGGAUGAGUGUUGAGGAGCAGCUGGAGAGAAUGAGGAGAAACCAGGAGGCAUCUUCACUCCGAGAGAAGAGAAGAGAAACACUGUCACGCUCAUCUUCUUUCAACAAAGACAGCCCCCUCCUCCACUUGCAGCGUUGGGCGCAGACAGAAGUGGCCUGUCUGAACUCUGUGGAGCUUGAGACAGCGUUGCUGCAACUAAAAGUUGCUCAUAAGGAACAGACUGAAGCAACAUCAGGAGCUAACACUGUAGAUGGGCCACCGAUCUCACCACAGAAAGUACAGAGAACUGAUCGUGUGAAGGAUUCCCAGCAUGAAGAGGUGCAGCAGGAAAAGGCCAUGAACCUGCUGAUCAGAAACCAGACAGAGGAGCUGUGUGAGAGCCAGAGGGUGAUCAUUGUGGACCUCGGCACAGAACCAAAGCAUGUGGAGAUCGUAAACUUUCAGCCCUUUGAGGAUGAUGAGAGCAAAGGUCAAGAUCUGACCAGCUCUCCUACAAACACCUUAACUGAAAACAGUUUUCAGCCAUCAAGCCCUGAGCCUAAGGAACAGGAAACAGAGGAAAGCCUAACUCCCAGCCAGGAGGAGCACCUUGGGAAGAGUCUUGAUUCAUGCAAACAGCUGCCUGGAGACAGCAACACGCACAACAUCAACAGCAACAUGUCUGUGCAGACGUUUACCUUGGUUAGCAGCGACACGUGAGCAUGGUCAGCCUCAGAGUCCAAAACAACAUCCCAUGAAGCCCAAAUGUAGCCAACCAGCACGGAGCAUGUUUCCAUGGCUUUCUGCAUUCCUGACAGAACUACUUACAUGCCUGCACAGAGAUUGACACUCGGUAGUAGCAAUCAAUGGCUAGUGGGAAGUCUUUGAAUCCUGGCACAGACAGAGCUUGUUAUUCAUUAGUACAUUUUAGACAUUUUUCAAACUGAGAAGCUCCUUUUAUCCCCUAAACAUGUUUGCAUAAAAAAGAUUGUGAACUGGUUAUAGAUUAUGUUUUUACCAAUGGCAAACCCUGAGAUGGAUCAAAAGGGAACAAAAGUCUAAUUUCAGUGACUCUAUUCAGUAAAUAAAACAUAUAUCAAUUAAAUAUCACAAUAUCAUGUGAUAUCACAAUAUCACAUUGUUUUAGACUUUAUUUUUGUUAAUUAUAAGUUUCUGCUUAGAUCUAAAGAAAACAACAUUUAAGUUGAGAAUAUAUCAUACAUUGCUGUUAUUACAUUGCUAUAAUAACAGCAAUGUUAGACUAAUAGAACAUGCUUGAUUAGGACCACUGAUGGCAAUCCUUGUGCUUUUCUUAUCAGACACCUUUACUGUUUCUGUCCAUUACUCUUAGGAGUAUUCUAGAAAACAUGGCAAGUUAAACAUAUAAUGAAGAUUUCUGACUCGUGAAUCAUUUUCAGACAUGUUUAAAUUGCUUGUUUGAAAUUGAAGAAAUGAUGACAGCUCACUGGCAUCCUUCAUUAAGGGGAAACAACAAAGAAAUAAGGAUUGUUUUGGAUUUAGCUCCAUCCAUCCUCCCAUUAACUCUUAUCAGCUUCCCUUUCCUUUCCAGCAUAAGGCUGCUCUGGACUUUAUUUAGAGGGAUCAGAGUAAGGGGACUGAACCCAAAGCACCUCUAACUUUUUAAAAACAUGUUUUUUACUGGGGUUUUUUGUUUGUUUGUUUGUUUGUUUUUCUUUUUAGAAAUAAUAAUUUCCAAUUACAUCACAAUUAUGCAGAUUGGUCCACUGAAGCUUGUGGACCAUGUUUGUUAUAAGUACUUUCACAUGGCUCUUCCAAAGUGUCAAAAACCAAAUGGCCUACUGGUGAUACUAUGCCUCACUUUACAGUGAACUGAAUGAUGACAUACUGUUUCACAUUUUGUGUCAUCAUCCAAUCUUCAAUCUGGUUAAAAAUUUUUGAUUGAUGCCAUUGGAUGCCAUCAGGUCAAAAACAAAUCCUAGUGGCCCCCAGCUUUCCUUGACAGUAACGGUUCCCUCAAACCUUUGUAUCACCUACACCUGCUUCUUCUAGGCAUAGCACCAGGUGAGAAAACUGUGUGGUAAAAAUCCAACGCAAAUACAAGUUGAGUCCCAGACAUAUGGAAGCCUGGCCUUGGACCUAGCCUAGUCCUCUCCUUCCUACGCUAUUCCACUCGAUUCAAAUCUGACUUCAAAGCUCAGUCUGGGCUUUCUCCCAUUGACUUUGAUUCCCUCUAGUAGAAUUUCUACUAGCCCAAUCAGCAAACAGAAAGAGAAGUUUUAAGGAUGGCAUUGAUUUUCUGGGUAACACUUUAUUUGACGGGUUGUAAAUAAGACUGUCAUGACACUGUCUCAUGACAUGAACAUGAGUACAUCUUCAUGAAUAUUUAUGACUGUUGUCAUAAAGUGUCAUUCAGUAAAUCAUGACACUUUUGCAUUAUUCAAAAUGUCUUCAUUAUGACAACUUGACAUUAACCAAGAAUCAUGAUUAAUCAUGAUCUGACAUAAAUUUGUUAUAAAAGUAUUACUGAUUAAACUUUACCUUUAAUAACAUAAAGCUACAUAAUUUUUAAAGUUUAAUCAGUAACCAUGAUCAUCAUCAAGUUCAGUCCAUGUCGGCAGCUUAUUGAAUUAACUUUAACAGCCGUUUAACUUUAACAGCUCUCUUCACAGUGGAGGAUGGUUGUUUACAGAGCAGGCAAUUUCCAGUAAGCUUCUUAGUGUCCAACUGGCACAUUUUAUACAAACGUUUAAGACCUCAGAGCAAAACCAGGAAGCAGACCUUCUGGAUGAAGUAAACUGUAGAACAAGAAGCAGGCUAUCGCUGCCCCAAUAGAAACUCACAUUUUAGAAUGAGACACAAAAAUGCUAAAGUGUUCUGUAUGUCUCGAGUAAGUCUUUUCUGUAAUUGUUUCUCAACAAGGCCCCAAGCAAACACUUCUGGCCAUCUUAGAGCCACUGUACAAUCAGAGCUGCUGAAUAAGUGCAAACCAUUUCACAGUGCUGACACAAUGUGGAGCUUGUUCCUGGGGUCAUUAGAAUUUUGUUGCUAAAUGUUAAAGUACAGAAUAAGAAAUAGUGUGGGAAUUCUUGCCAUAUGUCUGCUGUUUAUGAGCUGCUGAAGGCGAGUGUACAUCCAUUUGCCUCCAAACACAUGCAGUGCUUAACUUCAGCCCCAAGUGACCACUAAAGUGUACUGAUUUUAAACUCAUUUUGAUUUCUGUCUUGUCUCUGCUAAAGACUUCCUGUUUUCAUAAAAAUACAACUUGUCCUUUGACAUAUGUGCAGAUAAAGUAUAUCAUAAAUUUAUCAUAAACAGCCAAUUUUCCUUCAAAAUGGUGCCACUUCAUGCUGCUGUUUUUCUCUUCUUUUGUAGAGAACUAACUCUUUUUGAAAUAUUUAUUUGGAUUGGGUGAUUUAAGUCUUGGUUGAGCAUGCAAAGUAUUAGAAUGCUUCUGAUUUUUGUCUGUUUUUGCAGCUUUUGUCUUCUGUUUUCCUCUCUCACUUUGGUUUGCUUAGGUAGCAAACAGUUUGUGAUUCUGUCCUAGAUGGUGAUACAUAGGAGAAUAGCACACGUAUGAAGCAAUAAGGCAGACUUUGGCGCUUCAGGACGAAUAAAUUUUAGACAUGUAUAAACUGUAAAACUAAUUCUAAAAAGAAGCAUAAUUUAUCUACAACCUGAAAAAGAGUGAAUAUUAAAGACAUUGUUAUUAUAAGGGUCAAUAUGCAAAAGGUUCAUACCCCAUCUGUUUUAUAUCAUGUGAAAUAAAUGUUGAUGUUCCUAAAGUU